Molecule: messenger RNA, 1440 nt
Organism: Solanum lycopersicum (tomato)
Lineage: Eukaryota; Viridiplantae; Streptophyta; Magnoliopsida; Solanales; Solanaceae
Product: ATP-dependent Clp protease proteolytic subunit-related protein 3, chloroplastic
Biological process (GO): protein quality control for misfolded or incompletely synthesized proteins
Cellular component (GO): endopeptidase Clp complex
Molecular function (GO): ATP-dependent peptidase activity; ATPase binding; serine-type endopeptidase activity
Source: RefSeq, a predicted model, not a curated record
AUGGCCACGUGCUUGCGGUUGCCCAUGGCGUCCUCAAUUCCAUGUUCUUCAUCUUCAUCGAUGACACUGAAACACCGUAGCUUCAAUUUUCGGUGUGCAGCCUAUAGCAAUAGCAGUUCAAACAUUCCGAUGCCUCCUUUUAACCCUAAGGACCCAUUUCUAAGUAAGCUUGCCUCUGUUGCUGCAAAUAAUCCAGAUGCACUCUUCUCUCGGCCUCAAAAUUCUGAUAUGCCGCCAUUUUUGGACAUUUACGACUCCCCUAAGCUCAUGGCUACUCCUGCUCAGGUGGAGAGAUCAGUAUCAUACAAUGAGCACAGAGCGAGUACACCUCCACCAGACUUGCCCUCUAUGUUGCUCCAUGGUAGAAUAGUUUAUAUUGGCAUGCCGUUGGUGUCAGCAGUCACAGAGCUUGUGAUUGCAGAGUUGAUGUACCUACAAUAUAUGGAUCCUAAAGCGCCAAUUUAUCUAUACAUAAAUUCUACUGGGACUACCCGUGAUGAUGGUGAAACGGUUGGUAUGGAAGCAGAAGGUUUUGCAAUUUAUGAUUCCAUGAUGCAACUUCAAAACGAGAUACACACUGUAGCAGUUGGUGCUGCCAUAGGUCAGGCAUGUCUAUUGCUUGCAGCUGGUACUAAGGGCAAAAGGUUUAUGAUGCCACAUGCCAAAGCCAUGAUUCAACAGCCCCGUGCACCAUCAUCUGGAUUAAUGCAGGCCAGCGAUGUUUAUAUCCGGGCAAAGGAGGUACUCGUUAACAGAGACAACCUUGUCAAGCUUUUGGCUAAACAUACUGAAAAUUCGGAAGAGACUGUUUCCAAUGUUAUGAGAAGACCAUAUUACAUGGAUUCUAUCAAAGCUAGAGAAUUUGGCGUUAUUGAUAAGAUUCUUUGGCGUGGCCAGGAGCAGGAGCAGAUUAUUGCAAGUGUUGAUGCACCAGAGGUGUGGGACAAUAGGGCAGGCAUCAAAGUUGCUGAUGCUUUUUAGGUCCUUUCAAUAUAUAAUCCGAUGGUAUCAUACAACGCUGUGUUCAGUAGUGAAUAUAUUUUGGAGAAGCAGCUAUGUUGUCAAGUUGUUUUAGACUUCAUGAUCUAUGCUAAGAUCUUUUAGCUAUUCUGUGGACAGGGAAUAUUGACGGAAGCAUUUCAACUAUCAAGGGGACUGAAACUCUUUCAUUUCACUAGUAAAGAGUGUUACCAAAUGAGAGAAAAUUCUGGUUUGUGCAAGUCUUGAAAUGUACGCACUCGCUGUAGCUCUCCAAGAUUAUACAAGUAUCAUGAUGAGAUACUUACUACAUAGUAACCAAGAAUAGGAUUUUCGCUUUGUAUUAAAAGCAUUGUACACAAAUUGUUGUUGGUUUCUGAAUUUGUGAGUGAGUCGAACAAUUAUCAGCUCAUGGGCAAAUUUUUUCUCUCUCUAGAUUAUGAAUUUACCCACGUUUCUAUA